Messenger RNA from Marmota flaviventris (yellow-bellied marmot), 1836 nucleotides. It is a transcript of the gene Kpna7, whose product is annotated as karyopherin subunit alpha 7. The record is from RefSeq and is a predicted model, not a curated record. Gene Ontology annotation, molecular function: protein binding; nuclear import signal receptor activity. Lineage: Eukaryota; Metazoa; Chordata; Mammalia; Rodentia; Sciuridae. Gene Ontology annotation, biological process: protein import into nucleus.
AUGUCUACCUCAGAUGUUCCAGAAGAGAGGCUGAGAAAAUUUAAGUAUCGAGGCAAAGAUGCAUCUAUGAGGCGACAACAGAGGAUCAUUGUCAGCGUGGAGCUUCGGAAGGCCAGGAAAGAUGAGCAGGUCUUAAAGAGAAGGAAUAUCAAUCAUGUGUCUGCUGAUCCUGCUUCUGAAAAAAUAGCCAAAAGGGUCGACCUCACUCUGGAUGAAAUAAUCAAAGGUGUGAAUAGUUCUGAUCCAGUUGUAUGUUUCCAGGCCACACAGGCAGCCAGGAAAAUGCUGUCCCGGGAACGGAACCCUCCCCUGAAAUCAUUUGUUGCAGCAGGACUCAUCCCGAGGCUGGUGGAGUUCCUGAAGUGGUCACUCCAUCCCUUCCUGCAGUUUGAGGCAGCCUGGGCUCUCACCAACAUUGCUUCUGGGACUUCGGAUCAGACCCGAGCCGUGGUGGAAGGGGGUGCCGUCCUGCCCUUGAUUGAGCUCCUGUCUUCUCCCCAUAUGACCGUGUGUGAGCAAGCUGUGUGGGCGCUCGGGAAUAUUGCCGGUGAUGGCUCAGAAUUCAGAGAUGUCGUGAUUGCGAGCAAUGCCAUUCCACAUCUGUUAGCCCUGGUUUCGUCAGCCAUACCAAUCACAUUUCUGCGGAAUAUCGCAUGGACCUUGUCCAACCUGUGCCGGAACAAGAACCCAUAUCCUUGCAGUGAAGCGGUGAAGCAAAUGCUGCCUAUCCUCUCCCAACUGCUGCAGCAUCAGGACAAUGAGGUUCUCUCAGACACCUGCUGGGCUCUGUCCUACCUCACUGAUGGCUGCAAUGAGCGCAUCGGGCAAGUGGUCCACACAGGGGUCCUGCCCAGGCUGGUGGACCUCAUGACCAGAUCGGAACUCAGUAUCUUGAUCCCCUCUCUCCGCACGAUGGGGAAUGUUGUCACGGGAACAGAUCACCAGACCCAGCUGGCCAUCAAUGCCGGCUUGCUAACUGUGCUGGCCCCACUCCUGAAGCACUCUAGUAUCUCCAUCCAGAAGGAAGCAGCCUGGACCCUGAGCAAUGUGGCCGCUGGGCCUCACCAGCACAUCCAGCAGCUGAUUGCUUUCAACAUGCUGCUGCCAUUGGUGGACAUACUAAAGGACGGAGAGUUUAGAGUUCAGAGAGAGGCCUUGUGGACAGUAGCUAACUUCGUCUCGGGGGCCACGGUGGAUCAGAUAUUUCGGCUUGUCCACUCUGGAGUCAUGGGGCCACUGUUGAAUCUGCUCAGCGUCCCGGACGUGAGGAUGGUUAACAUCAUUCUCGAUGUCAUUGCUUACAUUCUCCAGAAAGCAGAGAGAAUAUGUGAGAAGGAAAACCUGUGCAUUCUGAUAGAAGAGCUGGGUGGGAUCGACAGGAUCGAGGCUUUACAACUGCAUGAGAACCAUCAGAUCAGCCAGGCUGCUCAGAACCUCAUCGAGAAACACUUUGGUGAGGCAGGAGAGCUGGCGGGCGACGUCGCGGCGCGCCGCGCCCCGCCCGUGCGCGGCGUGGCCCGCGGGCACGCGCACGCACGCAGUCGCGGGGGCGCACGGCGCGGGGACGCGCAGGGCCGGGCCGGCACGGCGCCGGGCACGCGCGCGGCUCCGGGAGGCGGCGGCGGCGGCGGAAGCGGCGAGGGCGGCGGGCGUCCGGCUCUGAGGAGGUGGAAGCAGCGGCGGCGGCUCGGAACUGGGCUCAGCUGGCUGGAGCAAGGGUCGGAGCGCCGGGCCAAGCGCCGAUUCCCGGGCUGGACCACCCGCCCGCCGCCCAGACGCCUGGGCCGCGGAGUUUGUGUCCCGGCUCGGACCCCGGCGCCCAGCCCGGAGCCGUAA